UCGCUUCCUGCCGGGUCCGGCCGGCGGAAGAAUCCGUCUGAGACUCAUCAGCUCGUGACCCGAAACCUGAUCGUCUCCGUCCGUCUCCUCCUGGGUCGUCCAGCCAGUCGUCCUCCUCUGGACCAACUAGCUCUUCUGCAUCAGUCGUUCCACAGAGAACUCCAUGGACCAAUCACCAUGAGACUCUGCCUGCUCCUCCCCCUCCGACAGUCCCAGCUCCUCCCUCGGCUCUGUCGCUGCUGUCCGGCAGCGCUCUCGUCCAAUGGCAGCGCUGCAUCGUCACGCAGACACCUCAGCACAGACCCUGGCCCCGCCCCCCAGCCUGUGAUUGGCCAGGACUCGGUGGAGGUGCUGGGACAGUCCCACCCCCGAGAUGACUUCACCAACGUGACACCAAAGAUCUUGGCCAAGGUCGGCCGCAACCUGCACAACCAACCACAUCAUCCGCUGUGGCUGAUCAAGGAGCGAAUCAAAGCUCACUUCUACAGUUCCUACAUCGGUCCCCGUGGCAACCCUCUGUUCUCCGUGCACGACAACCUGAGCCCGGUGGUGAGCGUGGAGCAGAACUUCGACAGCUUGCUGAUCCCGCCCACUCACCCCAGCAGGAAGCGAGGAGACAACUACUACCUGAACAGAAAAAUGCUGCUUCGCGCUCACACCUCCGCCCACCAGAGGGAGCUGGUGAAGUCCGGUCUGGAUGCGUUCCUCUUGGCUGGAGACGUGUACCGACGUGACGAGAUCGAUGUCAGUCACUAUCCCGUCUUCCACCAGAUGGAAGGAGUCCGACUCUUCUCCAACCACCAGCUGUUCUCCAAGGUGCAGAACGGCGAGGAUCUGUCUCUGCUGGAGCGCGGCGGCCGGCGGACGCCACAGAAACAGGAAACGCACACGCUGGAGGCCGUGAAGCUGGUGGAGUUCGACCUGAAGCAAACGCUGACCCGACUCGUCACUCACCUGUUUGGAGAAGAUCUGGAGGUCAGGUGGGUCGACUGCUACUUCCCCUUCACUCAUCCCUCCUUCGAGAUGGAGGUGCGUUUCCAGGGUGACUGGUUGGAGGUUCUGGGCUGUGGAGUGAUGGAGCAGGAGCUGCUGAACUCUGCGGGAGCCGGGAACAAGCUGGGCUGGGCCUUCGGUCUCGGGCUGGAGAGACUGGCCAUGGUCCUGUACGGCAUCCAAGACAUCCGUCUGUUCUGGAGUCAGGACGAACGCUUCCUCAAACAGUUCAGAGUCCAGGACGUCCAGCAGCACGUCUGUUUCCAGCCGCUCAGUAAGUACCCCCCCCUCCACAACGACAUCUCCUUCUGGCUGCCCGACAGCAGAGAGAGAGAGGCCGGGCGAGAGAGCUUCUCAGAGAACGACUUCUACGACCUGGUGCGCUCCAUCGGAGGAGACCUGGUGGAGAGAGUGACGCUGGUGGACGAGUUCACACACCCCAAGUCCGGGAGGCGGAGUCAGUGUUACCGCAUCACUUACCGCCACAUGGAGCGAACUCUGACGCAGCAGGAGGUUCGACUCGUCCACGAGCAAAUCGAACGAGCGGCUGAGACGGAGCUGGGAGCGCAGGGCAGAUACUGAGACACACACACACACACACACACACACUCAGACACACACACAGAUCACAAACAGGGACUCGGGGUCAGAGGUCACACACAGAUGAUGGUAGAAUUAACUUUGAGUUUUUCUUCAUUAUUUUGAAACGACGGCGUCUGAGCCUCUACAUGAAGCUGUGGUUUGUAUCUUCAUAUUAAAACAUUAAAUCUGUUUGGUCA
Limanda limanda (common dab) is the source of this 1772-nucleotide messenger RNA. It is a transcript of the gene fars2, whose product is annotated as phenylalanyl-tRNA synthetase 2, mitochondrial. The transcript has 10 exons. Gene Ontology annotation, molecular function: ATP binding; tRNA binding; phenylalanine-tRNA ligase activity. The coding region runs from base 178 to 1575 and encodes 465 amino acids. Gene Ontology annotation, biological process: phenylalanyl-tRNA aminoacylation. Gene Ontology annotation, cellular component: mitochondrion; cytoplasm. NCBI's taxonomy places the organism in Eukaryota, Metazoa, Chordata, Actinopteri, Pleuronectiformes, Pleuronectidae. The record is from RefSeq and is a predicted model, not a curated record.